Molecule: messenger RNA, 1476 nt
Organism: Paralichthys olivaceus (Japanese flounder)
Lineage: Eukaryota; Metazoa; Chordata; Actinopteri; Pleuronectiformes; Paralichthyidae
Product: retinol dehydrogenase 11-like
Source: RefSeq, a predicted model, not a curated record
ACUUCACUCACACUUCACCUCUUUCACUCAGCGUCUGUAGUUUGACUUUUUACAGUCAGGAUGCUGCUGCUGCUGCUGCUUCUGCUACUGCUGCUGCUGCUGCUGCUGCUGCUGGGUGGAGCACUUUAUUUUGUCUUUGUUGUCAAGAGGCUCAGAUGUAAGAGUAGUGCAAAGUUACACGGGAAAACGGUCAUCAUCACAGGAGCCAACACUGGCAUCGGUAAGACCACGGCGAUGGACCUGGCCAGGAGGGGGGGCAGAGUGAUCCUCGCCUGCCGGGACAGACGGCGAGCUGAGGCAGCCGUCCAGGAAAUCAUCCAGGAGACUCAGAACAAACAGGUGAUCUUCAUGCAGCUCGACCUGGCCAGUCUGAAGUCCGUUCGAUCCUUCGCCGACAACUUCCUGCGGUCGGAAUCCAGGUUGGAUCUUCUCAUCAACAACGCAGGCCUGUUGAACUCUGGGAAGACGGAGGACGGUUUUGGGAUGAUAUUCGGAGUCAAUCACCUGGGUCACUUCCUGCUGACGGUGUUGCUCCUGGACCGGCUGAAGGCGAGUGGACCGAGCCGCGUGGUGAACGUGUCCUCCAAAGCCUUUGAGGCUGGGAAGGUGGAUUUGACCUUUCUGAGGACUCACAGAGAUUUGUCUGUGGGCAGUAACGACUUCCAGCUCCUCUGUAAAUACAGCCACAGCAAACUGUGCAACAACCUCUUCACCUACGAGCUGGCAAAGAGGCUGCAAGGCAGCGACGUCACAUGCUACAGUCUCCACCCAGGUUAUGUGAAGACAGAGAUUUUUCGUAACUUCAGCUUCUGGUGGAAGAUCCUCUUCUAUUUUUCCCAAAUUAUCAGUAAAGAUGCUGAGUCUGGAUGUCAAACCACACUCCACUGUGCCCUGGAGCAAGGCAUCGAACAUCUCAGCGGCCAUUUCUUCUCAGAGUGCGCCCCAGAGCUCAACAUCACUGCGAAGGCUAGAGAUGACGCUGUGGCCAAAAAGCUGUGGGAGCUCAGUGAGACCUUCUGUGGUCUGUCUUAAAUCUGAGCUUCGGUCGAGUCUUUUUCUUUGGUGAAUGUAACGUUUUUCACCUCAGUGUUCCUGACUACAAUUUUGACACAUCUCUAACAAAUCAAUACUAAUAAUAUAUAAUAACAAAAUAAUACAAAAAUAUCUACUUAUAAUUAUUUAUACAAUUUACAUAUAGGAGCAUGUAUGUCUAUCAUGAUGUGUGUGUGUGUGCAGGUGUGUGCAUAUGUGCCUGUGUGUAUAUAUUGAUCUGUAUGUGUGCGUGUGUGUGUGUAUAUCGGUCUAUAUGUGUGUGUAUAGUUGACCUCAUACCAUGCAUAUGUUGUGUAUGUUUACGUGUGUGUGUUAGCGCGUGCCUGUGCACCAUUCAUCGUCAGCAACAUGACCGCUGGCUGCACCCGUGAUUGGGAGCAGAUGGGGACUGUUGGGGUGUGUGUGUGUGUGUGUGUGUGUGUG